AUGACCUCUCAAAUGCAUCACUUCUACAUUUACUUCUCUAGUGUCAGAAGGUGUCAAGAGGAACAGGACGUGAACACUGUUUUGUGGUGUCUGAACAUUAUGGGAUUGGAACAUGUUCUCUUCCCAGUCAUCACAAUCUCUCUAUUUGGUAUCAGUGCUGGGGAUUCGGUGAGGCAGAGCCCGAGAGCAGUGUGGCGUUUGGAAACAGUCUCAGUUAACAUCAGCUGUGAUGCCUCAACAACUGCCGACAGCAUUUCGAUGCUGCUGUUUCGCCAUCGACGUGGUGAACGGCCCGCUUUUCUCAUCCAAAGGCAUUCCUACGGGAAGGAUAUAAGCCUGACCCACGGGGAUUCUGUCAGGGAGAAGGUGGCUUCAGUGACUGAAAAAGAAGGAGGAAGUGUGACCAUGGAAUGUCAUUAUUCUACAUCUCUGAUCGACCACUAUUUACAAUGGUACCGAGAACAGAAAGAAACACCGCCACGGUAUGUCAUUGAAAAGCAUUCUGGUGGUGCGACCUAUAAAGCAGACUUUGCUGAAAAGCGGUUCGCUGUUGAGCUCCAGACCUUGACAAAAUCCAGCAGUUUGACUAUCACUCAAUUGGAGCUGUCUGACAGCGCUGUGUAUUACUGUGCUCUGAAACCACACAGUGCUGAGAACCAGUCUGAGACUCGUACACAAACUGGCCGUGUUUAG
Messenger RNA from Callorhinchus milii (elephant shark), 693 nucleotides. RefSeq lists its product as uncharacterized. Bases 1 to 693 code for a protein of 230 amino acids. The record is from RefSeq and is a predicted model, not a curated record. The transcript is spliced from 3 exons. NCBI's taxonomy places the organism in Eukaryota, Metazoa, Chordata, Chondrichthyes, Chimaeriformes, Callorhinchidae.